Molecule: messenger RNA, 336 nt
Organism: Peronospora matthiolae
Lineage: Eukaryota; Oomycota; Peronosporomycetes; Peronosporales; Peronosporaceae
Source: the annotation of a GenBank genome assembly
AUGUACCUUGGGCAGGAACGUAUCGGUAGGCGCUUGUUAAAUGCCGAUGCACAGCGGACCGAAGUGCCUGAUCAUUGCAGCAGCAGCAGUAAACUCGUGCUCCCAACGCGUCAGUGCAAAAAGACGUCCGUGUUCAUUAUCAUAGGCGAAUGUGGGAGCGGUCGCAAUUAUUCCUCGUGUUUGGAAGUGGGUGUGUCGCCGGCUAAUCGGUUCAGUGUGCUGCCGUGUCCACGCUUUUCCAUCGUCACACGUGACACUAGCGUCGGCGAUCCAUCCAUCAGAGCCAACAGGAGGACACGACUUUGCAUGUCCUCACAUCAUGCUCACCGACGGUGA